Messenger RNA from Oppia nitens, 840 nucleotides. RefSeq lists its product as uncharacterized. Gene Ontology annotation, molecular function: oxidoreductase activity. NCBI's taxonomy places the organism in Eukaryota, Metazoa, Arthropoda, Arachnida, Sarcoptiformes, Oppiidae. The transcript is spliced from 3 exons. The coding region runs from base 1 to 840 and encodes 279 amino acids. The record is from RefSeq and is a predicted model, not a curated record.
AUGUCGUCAAUAGCCUAUAAUUUUUCAAAUAAGAUAGCCCUGGUUACAGGUUCAUCAUCGGGUAUCGGUGCUGAAACAUGUAGACAAUUGGCCAAAUCGGGUGCACGUGUAGUAGUAACGGGUCGAUCGGCCGAGAAAAUCUCGGAAGUGGCCACCGAUUGUCGUCGGCUAUUACCGCCCGUAUCGUUACCGAUAACCAAAUCGGCCAGCGAUUCACGUGUAUUGGAAUUAGUGGCCGAUUUGACCCGUGAUUCCGAUCGUAGACGACUUGUUGCAGAAACUGUCCGACAUUUUGGCGACCAAAUUGAUAUACUGGUCAACAAUGCUGGGUUCGCCCAGACGGCUGCCAUUACCGAUGGUUCAUAUAUGACUGUCUAUCGCCAGACAAUGGACACACAUUUGACAGCAUCGGUAUCUCUGACCCAUUUGUGUGUACCGUAUUUGCGCCGAUCAUCAACUGGCGGAUCGGUAGUUAACGUGUCGAGUGUACGAAGCCGUCAAACGAGACCCGAAGUUUCCGCUUAUUGUAUGUCCAAAGCAGCGCUGGAUAUGUUUACUAGAUGUAUGGCCGCCGAAUUGGGCCCAUUUGGUAUACGUGUUAAUAGUGUUAAUCCCGGUGCUACCCGUACCAAUUUGGCCAUAACUGCGGGUAUGACCCGGCAACAGUCGGACGAGUUUUACGAUAUGUAUGCCUCAGUCUAUCCGGUUGGCCGGUGCGCUGAACCCGGCGAUAUUGCCCGCGCCGUACUCUAUUUGGCCAGCGAUUCGGCCGCAUUUGUUACGGGCAGUAAUUUUCUGGUAGAUGGCGGCCAUUUAGCCGCUAAUGUUUCAAAAUAUUAA